Paecilomyces variotii is the source of this 4227-nucleotide messenger RNA. Its product is annotated as vacuolar ATP synthase catalytic subunit A. Bases 1 to 4227 code for a protein of 1408 amino acids. The transcript is spliced from 12 exons. Gene Ontology annotation, molecular function: ATP binding; proton-transporting ATPase activity, rotational mechanism; ATP hydrolysis activity. The record is from RefSeq and is a predicted model, not a curated record. Lineage: Eukaryota; Fungi; Ascomycota; Eurotiomycetes; Eurotiales; Thermoascaceae. Gene Ontology annotation, biological process: ATP metabolic process; proton transmembrane transport. Gene Ontology annotation, cellular component: fungal-type vacuole membrane; proton-transporting V-type ATPase, V1 domain.
AUGUUGGGCUUGAGGACCAUUCGACUCAAGGCACGCCCUUCUCUGCUGGAUCUGAUCGCCAGCGGUGGUGUUGUUGACCCGUCGUCCGGCAUUGCUGCUGCUGCUGAGGCCGGAUCGAGUUCGUCGUCACAGGAAGCUCCUCCGCCUCCGCCGCCCAGACUAGACGACCUGCCACCGCUCCCCGACUCGCCCACCUCCAACAACAGCUCGAGCAGUAGUAUCGAGCAGCCCCCUCCACCACCUACAUACCCGGUCAGCGACGCCUGGAGCAUACGCAAGAUGGCGCCUUCUACCAAGGAGAGAAAGCGCCUUGAAGCCUCUGAGGAUGAAUAUGGCUCCAUCUUCUCGGUCGCCGGUCCUGUCGUCGUGGCAGAGAACAUGAUUGGAUGCGCCAUGUACGAACUGUGCCGUGUUGGCCAUGAUCAGCUCGUCGGAGAGGUUAUCAGGAUCGAGGGAGACAAGGCGACCAUCCAGGUCUACGAGGAAACAGCCGGUGUUACUGUCGGAGACCCCGUCGUGAGAACAGGAAAGCCCUUGUCCGUCGAGCUGGGCCCUGGUUUGAUGGAGACUAUCUAUGACGGUAUCCAGCGACCCCUCAAGGCCAUCUCGUCCAAGUCCGACAGUAUCUACAUUCCCCGCGGUAUCGCUGUGCCUGCUCUGGAUCGCGAAAAGAAAUGGGACUUCAAGCCCGGUAGCCUCAAAGUGGGCGACCACAUCACCGGAGGUGACAUCUGGGGUAGCGUUUUCGAGAACAGCUUGUUGGAUGACCACAAGAUCCUGCUGCCGCCCCGCGCGCGUGGUACUAUCACUCGGAUAGCUGAGGCUGGAAGCUACACUGUCGAUGAGAAGCUGUUGGAGGUUGAGUUUGACGGCAAGAAGACCGAGUACAGCAUGAUGCACAGCUGGCCCGUCCGUGUGCCCAGACCAGUCAAUGAGAAGCUGACGGCCGAUUCGCCCUUCAUCGUCGGACAGAGAGUGCUGGAUGCUCUCUUCCCCAGUGUCCAGGGUGGUACCGUCUGUAUCCCUGGUGCCUUUGGAUGCGGCAAGACCGUCAUUUCCCAGAGUGUCUCCAAAUUCUCCAACAGUGAUAUCAUCGUCUACGUCGGUUGUGGUGAGCGUGGUAACGAGAUGGCUGAAGUGCUUAUGGAUUUCCCAGAGCUGUCGAUCGAUGUUGGCGGCCGCAGAGAGCCCAUCAUGAAGCGUACUUGUCUGAUUGCGAACACCUCGAACAUGCCUGUCGCCGCUCGUGAAGCCUCUAUCUACACCGGUAUUACCGUCGCUGAGUACUUCCGUGACCAGGGAAAGAACGUUGCGAUGAUGGCGGAUUCCAGUUCUCGUUGGGCCGAGGCUCUGCGUGAGAUUUCGGGUCGUCUGGGAGAGAUGCCUGCUGAUCAGGGUUUCCCCGCGUACCUGGGAGCUAAGCUCGCCUCGUUCUAUGAGCGUGCCGGAAAGAGUACCGCACUCGGUAGCCCAGAGAGACAGGGCAGUGUCAGUAUUGUCGGUGCCGUCAGUCCCCCUGGUGGUGAUUUCUCAGAUCCAGUUACCAGCAGUACCCUUGGUAUCGUGCAGGUGUUCUGGGGUUUGGACAAGAAGUUGGCUCAGCGAAAGCACUUCCCUUCAGUCAACACGUCGGUGUCAUACAGCAAGUACACCAACAUCCUCGACAAAUACUACGAGAAGGAGCACCCCGAAUUCCCUCGCCUUCGAGACCACAUAAAGGAGAUUCUGUCGACCUCUGAGGAUCUUGAUCAGGUCGUGCAGCUGGUUGGUAAAUCCGCACUUGGUGAUUCCGACAAGAUCACACUGGAUGUAGCUGCCCUCCUAAAGGACGACUUCCUCCAACAGAACGGUUACAGUGACUACGACCAGUUCUGUCCUUUAUGGAAGACUGAAUACAUGAUGAAGGCCUUCAUGGGCUUCCAUGAUGAGGCUCAGAAGGCAAUCGCGCAGGGUCAGAGUUGGGCCAAGGUCAGAGAGGCUACGGCGGACAUUCAGACGGCGCUGCGCAGUAUGAAGUUCGAGGUCCCAGACGACGAGAAGGCCGUGACAGCGAAGGUGAGAGAUUCGUCUCUGCUCUUUUAUGUGGAAUUUAUUGCUGAUUCUUUCGCAAUUCGCAUCGGUGUCCGACUUGUAAGGCGGUCGUGCCGCUUGUUGGAGGAGACGUUGGGUUCCAGAAGCUGUAGCAUACCAAGUUCCAUCGUAGCUAUAUAUCAUGUCUUUGGUUUGAAAUCACGUCGAUUAAACACAACAUACCUGCUCGGCAGGGUAUACUACGGUGCUUUCUUCAAUUAUCUCCUUGUUGAGCGGAUUCGUGUCCGUGGACUUUGCCAGCCAUGGCAACGCCGACCUCGUGCGCAACCCCGUUCCCCUUCAGCCAGCUCUCCCCACAGUCUUAACGGAGUGAAGGACGACACCCUCAAAGACUCUACGGACGCUGAAGCAAACCUGGACGAGUAUGGCGAGUUCCUACAUCUCCCGGGCCAGAAAUUCUACGACUUCAACAAGAUCAGAGACGAGAUUGUGCGCGAGACAGAAGCCAAAGUUGGCCGCAAUGCAGGCAUCUCACCCGCUCCGAUCAACCUGCGCAUCUAUUCUCCGAACGUCCUGACCCUCACCCUGGUCGAUCUGCCAGGUCUCACAAAGGUUCCAGUUGGCGACCAGCCAAAGGAUAUCGAAAAGCAGAUUAAGGAUAUGGUGUUGAAGCAGAUCAGCAAGCCAAACGCGAUCAUCCUCGCCGUUACUGCUGCGAACCAGGACUUGGCCAACUCGGACGGAUUGAAGCUGGCGCGCGAAGUCGAUCCCGAGGGUCAGCGCACGAUCGGUGUCUUGACAAAGGUUGAUCUGAUGGACGAGGGUACGGACGUCGUGGAUAUCCUUGCGGGCAGGAUCAUCCCUCUGCGACUUGGUUACGUUCCGGUGGUCAACCGUGGUCAGCGUGAUAUUGAGAACAAGCGCGCCAUCUCCUAUGCGCUCGAGCACGAGAAGAAUUUCUUUGAGAGCCACAAGGCCUACCGGAACAAGGCCUCGUACUGUGGAACUCCUUACCUCGCGAGAAAACUCAACUUGAUCCUCAUGAUGCACAUAAAACAGACGCUUCCUGAUAUCAAGGCUAGAAUUUCCUCCUCUCUACAGAAGUAUACCUCUGAGCUUUCUCAACUGGGAGAUUCCAUGCUUGGUAACGCUGCAAACAUCGUCCUCAACAUCAUCACGGAAUUUAGCAACGAGUACCGGACAGUGUUGGAUGGAAACAACCAAGAGCUGUCAAGCGUUGAACUUUCCGGUGGUGCCCGUAUCAGUUUCGUCUUCCACGAACUGUACUCGAACGGUAUCAAGGCCGUCGAUCCGUUUGACCAGGUCAAGGACAUCGACAUCAGGACUAUUCUUUACAACUCUUCUGGUUCAUCGCCUGCACUGUUCGUUGGCACCACUGCUUUCGAACUGAUCGUCAAACAACAAAUCAAGCGACUGGAGGACCCCAGUUUGAAAUGUGUUUCUUUGGUCUAUGACGAACUGGUUCGGAUUCUGGGUCAGCUGCUCACCAAGCAACUCUUCCGGAGGUACCCCAUGCUCAAGGAGAAGUUCCAUACUGUGGUGAUUCAAUUCUUCAAGAAGGCCAUGGAACCUACCAACAAGCUUGUGAAAGAUCUGAUUGCCAUGGAAGCGUGUUACAUCAACACUGGUCACCCUGAUUUUCUUAACGGCCACAGGGCUAUGGCUAUUGUCAAUGAGCGCCAGAAUGCUGGGAAGCCUACCCCAGUGGACCCCAAGACAGGAAAGCCGUUGCCACCUCCCCGUUCAGGUAGUCCAUCCUUGGACACUAUGAGGGGAGAUACCGAGACCAACGGCGGAUUCUUCGGCAGCUUCUUCGCGUCCAAGAAUAAGAAGAAGAUGGCUGCCAUGGAACCCCCGCCACCAACCCUGAGAGCAUCCGGGACUCUCUCCGAACGAGAGAACAGCGAAGUUGAAGUUAUCAAGCUGCUGAUCCAAUCUUACUUCAACAUUGUCAAGCGGACCAUGAUCGACAUGGUCCCCAAGGCUAUCAUGUACACCCUCGUCCAGUACAGUAAGGAAGAAAUGCAGCGCGAGCUGCUUGAGAACAUGUACCGCACCCAGGAACUGGAUGAUCUGCUCAAGGAGAGCGACUACACGAUCCGCCGCCGGAAAGAGUGCCAGCAGAUGGUGGAGAGUCUGUCGCGCGCCAGCGAAAUCGUCAGUCAAGUACAGUAG